This is a messenger RNA of Polypterus senegalus (gray bichir), 1586 nucleotides long. It is a transcript of the gene opn7b, whose product is annotated as opsin 7, group member b. The transcript has 6 exons. The coding region runs from base 222 to 1412 and encodes 396 amino acids. NCBI's taxonomy places the organism in Eukaryota, Metazoa, Chordata, Cladistia, Polypteriformes, Polypteridae. Gene Ontology annotation, molecular function: G protein-coupled receptor activity. The record is from RefSeq and is a predicted model, not a curated record. Gene Ontology annotation, biological process: visual perception; G protein-coupled receptor signaling pathway. Gene Ontology annotation, cellular component: membrane.
GGGACCGCACUGUCCUUUGCUUCACUCUCUGCACUAUUGCUCAGCGUUUUUCUUCUCAUGUUGCAGUAAUAUACGGCUGUAUUGAAGAUUUUUGAUUAUGAACAGAUUCGUUUCCAAUUACGGAUGUGGCCGAAGGUUUUUCUUUUUCAAAGGCAAAAACAUCUGUUGGAUUUUGUACUUUAUUCACGGUUCCAUAUGGAGCGGCGCUUUCUGGCUGUAAGAUGGGGAAUGCCUCUGAAAUGGUCUUGUUCAUUUCCACCAUCUCCAAGAACCAUGACAUCCUCAUGGGAACAUUGUAUUCCAUGUUCUGUGUCCUCUCUUUACUGGGAAAUGGUACUUUGCUUUUUGUUGCCUAUCGCAGAAAAUCCUUUCUGAAGCCUGCCGAGUUCUUUAUCGUCAACCUGGCCAUAAGUGACCUUGGAAUGACCUUGACACUUUUCCCGUUAGCUAUCCCUUCUGCCUUUGCACACAGGUGGCUGUUUGACAACAUUACAUGCCUCUGUUAUGCCUUCUGUGGAGUUCUCUUUGGACUGUGCAGCCUCACUAAUCUCACCAUAUUAUCUUCUGUGUGCUGUCUCAAAGUGUGCUACCCUGCUUAUGGUAACAAGUUUUCUUCAGCUCAUGCCGGUCUGCUGGUUGUGUUUUCCUGGUGUUACUCAUCAGUUUUUGCAUGGGCUCCUUUGGCUAAAUGGGGGCAUUACGGUCCAGAGCCAUAUGGCACCGCAUGCUGCAUUGACUGGCAUGCAGCAAAAAAUGAGGUGUCUGCCAUGACCUACAUUGUGUCUCUAUUUGUAUUCUGCUAUGUGGUACCGUGUACCAUUAUCUUUACCUCCUAUGCUUUUAUUCUGUUGACUGUUUUGGGAUCCAGACAAGCUGUACAACAGCAUGUGUCUCCGGUGACAAAAGCUGGCAGCGCCCACAAUGUCAUCAUUAAGCUCUCUGUAGCAGUUUGCAUUGGCUUCCUGACUGCCUGGAGCCCAUAUGCAAUUGUAUCCAUGUGGGCUGCCUUUGGAGAUUCUCAGCGCGUACCAUCUGUUGCAUUUGCAAUGGCAGCAAUCUUCGCAAAGUCAUCUACAAUCUACAAUCCCAUCAUUUAUCUGCUCUUCAAGCCCAACUUCCGCAAAUUUCUUUGUCGGGAUGCUGCAGUUUGCCAUCGGCAUGUGUGCACCCCGUUCAGCUGCUGCAGAAAGCCAGGGCAGCAAAAGGAAAUGUUUCAGAGUAAAGAUGCCAGCAACUCCACGCGGCUGUCCAAUGGCCGGCCCGAGAAUAACAUAGGCUGCCAUCACUGUCCUGACUCAAGGCCCGUAAGGACACUUUCAGCAAAUAGAGCUGCUCAAGUAACAACAAGUCUAACAAAUAAAGAGGUGCCAGUUACUCAACUCUCAGAUGAACUGAAAAAAGAAUUACUUUAGUUCUAGGGGACCUGUGAUGGAAAAAGCCACAAUAAAAUUGUAUAUCAGGGACCCAGGUUUGAUUCUGGCUGCAGAUAUUGGUUCCUUCUAAUUUCUUAGUUAGAAGCUGAUUAUUUCUGCUCAAGCAAAAUUUUUUGAGCUUCAUUUCAGUUACUGUAUAUACUCGCAUUUAAG